AUGGAUGCCGACCUCCAGCUGCACUUGUUUCUCGUGCUUCUCGUGGCUAUCCUGGUUCUGUUCUUGAGGCCCAGAUGCUCGGCCGCUGGAGACCCGAGCGCUAGGCGGCACCCGCCGGGGCCGUGGGCGCUGCCCAUCAUCGGCCACCUGCACCACCUCGCGGGCACUGUCCCGCACCGUGCCUUGAGCAGCCUCGCGCGGCGCUACGGCCCGCUGAUGAAGCUCCGUCUCGGCGAGCUGGUGGUGGUGGUAGCGUCGUCCUCGGAUGCUGCGCGGGAGAUCAUGAAGGUCCACGACGCCAACUUCGCGUCGAGGCCGCUGACCUCCAUGCAGAGGCUCGCGUUCCAGGGCAACGAGGGCCUGGUCUUCGCGCCCUACGGCGACGGCUGGCGGCAGCUCCGCAAGAUUUGCACCAACGAGCUCCUCAGCUCCCGCAGCGUCCAGUCCUUCCGCUACGUCCGGGAGCAGGAGCUCGGCCGCCUCCUGCGCGCCGUGGCGGAGGCCUCGGCGUCCGGCUCGCCGGUGAACCUGACCAAAGAUAUAUCGGCGUACCUCGCGGACUCGACGGUGCGCGCCGUCAUUGGGAGCCGGUUCAGACAGCGGGACAGGUACCUGCGCGUGCUGCAGGACUUGCUGAGGAUCGUGCCCGGGAUGACCCUUCCCGACCUCUUUCCCUCCUGGAGGCUCGUCCCGCUCCUCAGCAGCGUCCCCGGCCGCAUAAGCCGCCAUAGCGAAGACAUGAAGCAGAUGAUGGACCGCAUCAUUCGAGAGCGCCAGGAGGACAGGGCUGCCGACCAAGCCAAAGAGGAAGACUUCCUGGAUGUGCUUCUGAGGCUUCAGGCGGAAAUGGAUUCCCAGUAUCCACUCACCACAGAAAACAUCAAGACGGUCCUGCUGGACAUGUUUGGCGCGGGCAGCGAGACGUCAGCUACCACGCUGGAGUGGGCGAUGGCGGAGCUGCUGCGGAACCCGGCAGUCAUGGGGAAGGUGCAAGACCAGGUCCGGCAAGCAGCAGCACUCGCUGGCCGUAGCACGGUGACAGAAGCCGACCUGCCAAAUCUGCACUACCUGCGGCUAGUCAUCAAGGAGACGCUCAGGCUGCACCCUCCGGUGCCGCUGCUGCUCCCUCGCGAAUGCGAGAAGCCGUGUCAAGUCCUGGGCUUCGACGUACCAAGAGGGGCCAUGGUGAUCGUGAACGCGUGGGCGAUCGGCAGGGACCCGGCGCACUGGGACAACCCGGGCGUGUUCGCGCCUGAAAGGUUUGAGCAGGAUAAGCGGGACUUCAAGGGGACGAACCACGAGUUCCUGCCGUUUGGUGCUGGGAGGCGGGUGUGCCCUGGCAUGUCAUUCGGGCUGGCGCACGUUGAGCUCGCGCUUGCAGGGUUGCUGUUUCACUUCGACUGGAAGCUGCCGGGCAAGGAUCGUCUGGACAUGACGGAGGCAUUCGGGAUCUCUGCAAGGCUGCGGUUUGAUCUUACGGUUCUGGCCGUCCCCCGUGUCCCGGUGCCCACGACGAAGCAGUAA
Messenger RNA from Triticum aestivum (bread wheat), 1524 nucleotides. RefSeq names its product premnaspirodiene oxygenase-like. Lineage: Eukaryota; Viridiplantae; Streptophyta; Magnoliopsida; Poales; Poaceae. Gene Ontology annotation, molecular function: heme binding; oxidoreductase activity, acting on paired donors, with incorporation or reduction of molecular oxygen; monooxygenase activity. The record is from RefSeq and is a predicted model, not a curated record. The coding region runs from base 1 to 1524 and encodes 507 amino acids. The transcript is spliced from 2 exons.